AUGGCGUCAGUGCAACGCCGCCGCGAGUCGCAAGAUGAAAGAGACGAGUCGCGCGCCCCUGCGACGGACAAGGGGAAGCGCGAAGGAGGAGCGCCGGCGCCGGAAGGUGGAGGGACGGCGGGCGGUGAGCAAGGGCAGGGAGGGACGGCGACGCAUGAAGGCAGUGUGCAGGCGAGUGGAGUGGUGAACGCGGACAAGAGCGCGCAAGGUGGGGAGGCGAAACAGACAGCAACGACUGAUGCUGCUGCUGCGGGUGGUUCUGCUGGCAAAUCAGGCGAUGGUGAUGGUGAAGGCAGGACAGGCGGCAAGGAGGGGGAGGGGCAAGGAGGUGUGGAAUCGGAAGGGAUGGUGAGUGGUGUUCGGGGAGAGGGGGAGAGAGUGCAGGAGGGCGUUGAGGUGAAGCAGGGUGGUGGGAAGGCAGAGAAGGCUGCAGGUGGGGGUGAGACCGAAGGUGGUGGCGGCUCUGUUGUUGAGCAGGAGGGGGAAACAGAGGAGAAAGGCAAGCAAGGAGGGGGAGAGGAUGUGAAGGGCAGUGUGCUGCCUCCCACUCACGUUGAGGGUCCUUCCCCUGCGACUGCCCCUGCAUACUGCGCACAGCGUGUGGCUGCAGGCACCCAGCUCACCCCUGCUGAGCCCACGAUUCCCCACUCCGCUCACAGCAGCAGCCUCUAUCCCCUUGCUGCUGCCACCAACCCCUUCGCCAUGCAGCUUCCCUCCGUAGCACCCACCGCCCUGCCUCCUUCUUCUGCCCCACCCGCUGCUGCCGCCGCGCCACCUGCCUUGGUGGCAGCACCAGCAUGUGCAUUCCAUGGCAUGUCAGCUGCACCCCACGGCAUCCCCCCUGGUGGUUCGCGCAUGCGCAUUGCGGGAGGCAUGGCGCGCACCGGAGGGGCGUUGAGUGUGGGGCCUGCAGAUGUGAUCCCAGUGCAGCCCAGCGUGGGUGUGCACGGCAGCAUGGCAGGUACAGGGGUGCAUGCCCAGGCGGCUGCUGAGGAAGCUGCACGUGUGCCACACUCGAAUCCGGAAGAGCAUAGUGGGCUUGCACCCAUGGAUGUGGAGGAGGGGAAGACGGCUGCAGCGCUGGGGGGAGGGUCCAGCCAUGCGGGCGCAGCGGCCGCCGCGUCGCACAGCGGCGUCCCGGUGGUGAGCCUGGUGUCGGUGCUGGCGGGGGGCGGCACGGACGUGGCGGCGCUGACGCUGUUCGUGGGGCUGCUGUGCGCGUGCAUCGUGGUGGGGCACGUGCUGGAGGGCGUGCGGUGGAUCAACGACGCCGUCACCGCCAUCCUCUUCGUCAGUGCCCACCUCCCUCCCGGUCCGCGCAACCACAGUGCGCGCAAUGCAUCCCCGCCUCUCCCUUUCCCUCGUCUCCCUGCUCCGUUUCAAUGCCUCCGUUCGCCACUUUCGCGCCUUUCGCUCGUUUCGCCCCUUUCGCGCCUUUCGCUCGUUUCGCCCCUUUUGCGCCUUUCGCUCGUUUCGCCCCUUUCGCUCCUUUCGCUCGUUUCGCCCACUUUCGCGACGUCGCCCUUUACGCUUCGUCACGAGCAUCCAGUCGUCUCCGCGUUGCGCAUCGUCCCCCCCUGCUUCCCCCUCCCAUAUCCAUCCGCGCCAGGGCCUGGCGUCGGGCGCGGUGGUGUUGUUCGUGCGGGGCGGCGCGAGUUCGAUGAUUCUGCGGUUCGACGAGGACCUGUUCUUCAUCUACCUGCUGCCUCCCAUCAUCUUCAACGCCGGCCCAUCGUCCCUUCAACUGCUCUCUGCCAGUGCAUGCUGCGCACCUGCCGAUUCUUCAUGGCUCGCGCUUGUCAUCUCCCCCUCAUGCUCUCCUUUGUCCCUGCUUCCACCCCUCCCCUUCUCCUUCAACUCCUACCUCUCUUGCCUCCCUCGCUGGGAGUGAUCUUCUCCGCCACUGACUCUGUCUCCGUGCUGCAGUGCCCUCCUGAGUGCCCUCCUGAGUGCCCUCCACUCCCGUACCCCCUGCUCCCUGCGCGCAUGCGCGCUAUACUCUAUACCCUGCGCGCACGCUCACAGGUGUUGGACCAGGAGGAGCAGCCGUUGGUGUACAGUCUGGUGUUCGGCGAGGGAGUGGUGAACGACGCCACGUCCAUUGUGCUCUUCCGCGCCGUGCAGCAGCUCGCCCUCUCGCCCGCCGCGCACGCGCUCUCCCUCGCCACGCUGCUCAACGUGCUCUCUGACUUCCUCUACCUCUUCACCGCCUCUACGCUGCUUGGCGUUGCGCUAGGACUGCUGUCUGCAUACGUCAUGAAGACGCUCUACUUCUCCAGAUAUCUCCUCGCGUGCCUCACUCUUUCCAUCCUCACCACACCAAUCAUCUCAGCCACUCAGCACCCCACUCCUCCCCUCCACUUCCCAUCCCCGCACAUCUCCCCAUGCCCAAACCCCCCGCUCCCCUCCCCGGUGCCCUGUGGCACGGGCAGUCAUGCGACGGACCGGGAGAUAGCGCUGAUGGCGCUGAUGGCAUACGCGUCGUACAUCCUGGCGGAGGUGCUGCGGCUGAGCGGCAUCCUGUCCGUGUUCUUCGCGGGCAUCGUCAUGAGCCACUACACCUGGCACAACGUCACUGAGAGCUCCCGCGUCACCACCAAGCAUGCGUUUGCAACGAUGUCGUUCAUAGCGGAGACGGUGAUCUUCAUGUACGUGGGCAUGGACGCCCUGGACUCGGAGAAGUGGACCAGCGUCAACGUCAGGGACACGUUUGUGCUGUUCACGCUGCUGCUGGGGCUGGUGCUGGCGGGGCGGGCAGCGUUUGUGUUCCCGCUCUCCGCCCUGCUCAACCUGCAGCGCAAAAACUCACGCGCUCUGCGCACCCCCCAUCAGGUGCGCGCCCUGGGGAGGCGCGGGGGAAGAUGGGGGGUUGGGUUUUCAGAGGAGGGAGAGGCCACGGCAGCCAUGCUAAUCGCCUCCACCAUAGCGCUCGUUCUCUUCUCUACUCUCGUGUUUGGGCUGCUCACGAGUCCACUCAUCGACUACUUCCUGCCCUUCACUCUCCACCACAGUGCCAGCAACUACAGCGAGGGCCCCUCCUCACCCAAGUACCUUCCCCCACAUCCCAUCUCUCCAGCCUCUACCACUCUCUUCCUCGCUGCCUCGCCCUCCCUCCCCCCCUCUCGCUCGCGCCCCUUCUCUUCCUCCACACCCGUCACCUCCGUGUCCUCUGCGCCCUCUUUGCCCGUCGCACCCUCUGCCCCCGACGCCGCACCGGCCGUGCCCUCUGCCCCGGUGCGCGCCACGCCCCCGCGGCCGCGGCUGCUGUACCCGCAUGGGGCGGCGGGGCACGUGGAGGGCGACAUGGUGGUGUGUUUACCCGCAUCCUCCAUGGCGGGUCUCCCCAUGCCCGAUGCCCGCCUCGCCUCGCGCAUCCUCAGCGCCCACGAGCGCGACCUGCAUGACCUGUGGCGAUGGUUAGACGACACGUAUAUGCGCCCGCUGUUUGGUGGUCGUGGGUACGUGCCGCCUGCCGCUCGCUCCUCGUCCUUCUCGCUCCCCCGGAGUAGCAGCGGGCUGGCGGGUGCUGCUGCUCGCAUGCUGCUGCAGGGGGGCGGCGGGGGCAGCAUGUUUGAACGGCUGGAUGCGAGGGCAGCGGUGGGGAGGGAGGAGGAAGGGGAGGUGAGGGAGGGCGAGGGGGAGGAGGGAGAUGGGUUGGGGCGGGGGAGUCGGCGGACGAGCUUCGUGCGGUUUGCAGAUGAGAUAGGCGAGGAGAGGAGGGAGGGGAGAGGGCGGUUGGAGGAGGAAGGGGACGCGGUUGAGGGGGAGUGCCUGGCGGAAGAUGAUGUGGCGUGGCCUCACAAGAUGGGCCACAACCUGCCCCACCACCCCCACCAGCUGCACCACCACCACCACCACCAUCACCAGCAUCAGCAGCAGCACCACCAGGGGAACCAGCAGCAGCAGCAUGAGGGGCAGAGGCAUGGCGGCGAAUGGGAGGGAGAAGGAGAAGCUCCAUGGCGUAUUGGUGAGGAGCACACCUAG
Molecule: messenger RNA, 3984 nt
Organism: Closterium sp. Naga37s-1
Lineage: Eukaryota; Viridiplantae; Streptophyta; Zygnematophyceae; Desmidiales; Closteriaceae
Source: the annotation of a GenBank genome assembly